UUUUAUCCCUUAGGCUUUGUAGCUUUCCAGAUACUGAUUUUACUCAUAAGUCUGGCAACUCUCGAGCCUCUCACAUCAAAAUUUAUGAUUCUCCAAGUCGAAAAAUCUUUUCAAAAUUUUAAGUAAACAUGAGCUCCCCGAAUAAUAGUCCGAACAAAAAAAAUUCGCUGCAAUGUGAGAGCAGGAUCAGUCUCCGACGCAGCGGUGGAACGCAAAACGAUCUCGUAAAUAAACUGCAGCAUUUGCGUCCGGGAUUCGGUCUCGGCGCGCCGGUACGCCGGUACCUUCCCGCCGUGUUCGGUGUCAUAGACGGCGGCACCCAUCCGCGCAGCAUCCUACGCGAUCAGACCCAUCAAACCGAUGCAACGGAGGUGAAGAACUUCCGGCAGGCCCACCCGCGACGCCAGUCCCGUGGCCGACAGCAGCUUCAAAUAGCCAAUGUUCCGGAGGAAAAUAUAGCAGAUGUGUCGGCACCCAGCUUUGAAAUGAAAAAGCCCUCUCAACGAUCCAAUAUGGUGGAGGCGCCGGUGGCCAGCGGCCACACGGUCGAGACCGUGUAUACGGAAAUUUUCGAUAGCUUUCCGGACCCCAGGGAUAUGAUGACGCCCGGCACGUCCUUACAGAUUAGAGACAAAUCCCUUGGCCAGAAGACUACCCACCGCAAGGUCACUACGCAUCGUGACUCCAACGGAAAUAUUACUAGUCGCAUUGAGGAGACGACCACAGUGUGCACUGCGCCCCGGGAUAGGCCACCGUCCAUUACACGGCGCAUUAACUUCUCCACAGAGGAUGUGUCUAAAAACGUGUCGGACGAAACGAUGCUCAUGCUCCACGAUGACUCUAGGCCAAGGACGCUUAUAGGAGAGAGAUACAUGCCCAGCGAGUAUCCGGGUGGACAAGGACCUCUUCAAUAUCGCGAUCGCAGCUCACAGCGCGAGAAAUUGGAGGCCGAACCAGCGCAUUCUUUCAAUGGUAUUUCGGGAGCUACUCGCCAAUGGCGAGCACCCAGGACUAUCGGGUUCCUGAAUGACCAGACAAUACCGUCUUAUGUGGCAUACACCACCGGCUUCUCUGACAGGGCACAACAGACGUGGCCCAGUGCCUACAGUGAACAGCAACGGCGAAAAAGGAGAUCCCAAGGAACGGCUCCGGACCGGACCAGUUUCCCGGACAGGUCACAACAAGGUCCAAGCGAAAACUUAGAAAGUGAUCACCGAAGAUUCCGAUCUCAAAGUCCAGAUGGCAGACGCAGUCAGUUUCAAGAGGACCUCAGUUCCGCGACCCGCCAACGAAGCUUGUCGCAAGGCUCAAAUCCCAGAAGGCAGCAGAUAUCACAGCAGUCGCAGAAUAUAAACAAUAAUUCUGCUCCUCAAUUCAACGACAGUCCACCCAGAGGAGAGGUUUCGCCUUCUUCGAGAUCUCCAAAUGGCAACGCCCAGCCCAAGUCAGUGUCUGGUGACCUUGAUGAGGAAUACGCACCCUUUCGCAAUGAAGCCGGGUCAAUAAAACGGAGUAACGAUUCUGUAAAUAAGGGAUCAGUCAAAGUGACUGAUGAAGUUCUGGAUGAUGUAACCAUGCCGUCGUCUGGAGAAGCAGCAACUUCAUCCCACCGGCAUGUGACACUACCCAGCGGGGACUUACGCGAAGUGUCGGCUCGGGAGCAAAUAGGUGAUGAAUCGGCUCCUACCUUUGCAAGUUCAGAUCACAGAAAUACUAACAGUCAGAGACGAUCAAUGCCUUCAAGCAACAUUUUUGAUGAAUCAGCCCCCACAUUUGACAGUACCGGUCGUGGAACAGCAUACAGUCAGAGGCAAUCCAUGCCAUCUCAAAACAUAAUCGAUGAAUCAGCACCCACAUUUGAGAGUACUGGUCGUGGAACUGCGUACAGUCAAAGGCAAUCUUUACCUGCAAAUACUCAGAGGAAAUCCAUGGCUUCAGCAAACAUAUGGGAUGAAUCGGAACCUACUUUCGAAAGAACCAGUCCUGGAACUGCACAUACACAGAGGAAAACCUUGCCUUCAGGUACUCAUCGACGAUCUAGGCCUUCACAAAACAUAUGCCAUGAAUCCUGUCCUAAAUUCAACUGUUCCGGCGAUGAACCUGUACCUACUCAGUUUCAAACCAUGCCUUCCCAAAAUAUAAACGAUGAAUCAGAACCAACAUUUGAGGGAACCGGUCGUGGAACUGCAUACAGUCAGAGGCAAUCCAUGCCAUCUCAAAACAUAUUUGAUGAAUCAGCACCCACAUUUGAGAGCACCGGUCGUGGAACUGCGUACACUCAAAGGCAAUCUUUACCUGCACAAACUCAGAGAAAAUCCAUGCCUUCAGCAAACAUAUGGGAUGAAUCGGAACCUACUUUCGAAAGUUCCAGUCCUGGAACUGCACUCAGACAGAGAAAAACCUUGCCUUCACGUACUCAGAGACAAUCGAUGCCUUUAGAAAAUAUAUGCGCUGAAACCUGUCCUAAUUUCAACUGUUCCGUUGUUGAACCUUCUACUAUUCAGUGGCAAGCCAUGCCUUCCCAAAACAUAAACGAUGAAUCAGCACCCACAUUUGAGAGUACGGGUCGUGGAACUGGAUACAGUCAGAGGCAAUCCAUGGGUCCAGCAGCUCAGACAAGAUCCAUGGCUUCUGAAAACAUAAACGAUGAAUCGGAACCCACAUUUGAUAGUACAGGUCGUGGAACUGAAUAUAGUCAGGGGAAAUCAAUGGGGCCAGCAGCUCAGACCAGAUCUAUGCCUUCUGAAAACAUAAACGAUGAAUCGGAGCCCACAUUUGACAGUACGGGUCGUGGAACUGCGUACAGUCAGAGGCAACCCAUGGGUGAAUCAACUCAGAGGCAAUCCUCGCUUUCGAAAAACCUAAACGAUGAAUCGGCACCGACAUUUGAGAGUACUGGUCCUGAAACUGCAGACAGUCAAAGACAAACUAUGCCUUCUCAAAACAUAAACGAUGAAUCAGCACCCACAUUUGAGAGUACCGGCCGUGGAACUGGGCACAGUCAGAGGCAACCCAUUGCUGAAUCAACUCAGAGGCAAUCCUCGCUGUCAAAAAACCUAAACGAUGAAUCGGAACCAACAUUUGAGAGUACCGGUCCUGAAACUGCAGACAGCCAAAGACAAACAAUGCCUUCUGAAAACAUAAACGAUGAAUCGGAACCCACAUUUGAUACUACAGGUCGUGGAACUGCGUACAGUCAGAGGCAACCCAUGGGUGAAUCAACUCAGAGGCAAUCCUCGCUGUCAAAAAACCUAAACGAUGAAUCGGCACCGCCAUUUGAGAGUACUGGUCCUGAAACUGCAGACAGUCAAAGACAAACUAUGCCUUCUCAAAACAUAAACGAUGAAUCAGCACCCACAUUUGAGAGUACCGGCCGUGGAACUACGUACAGUCAGAGGCAACCCAUGGGUGAAUCAACUCAGAGGCAAUCCUCGCUUUCGAAAAACCUAAACGAUGAAUCUGCACCGACAUUUGAGAGUACUGGUCCUGAAACUGCAGACAGUCAAAGACAAACUAUGCCUUCUCACAACAUAAACGAUGAAUCGGAACCCACAUUUGAUAGUACGGGUCCUGUAACUGAAUACAGUCAGAGGCAAUCAAUGGGGCCAGCAGCUCAGACGAGAUCCAUGCCUUCUGAAAACAUAAACAAUGAAUCUGCACCCACAUUUGAGGGUACCGGUCCUGGAACUGAAUAUAGUCAGGGGAAAUCCAUGCCCUCAGCAAAUAUAUGGGAUGAAUCGGCACCUAAUUUCGAAAGUUCCAGUCCUGGAAGUGCACUCGGUCAGAGGAAAACCUUGCCUUCAAGUACUCAGAGACAAUCGAAGCCUUCAGACAAUACAUGCGCUGAAUCCUGUCCGAAUGUCAACUGUUCCGUUGUUGAACCUUCAACUAUUCAGUGGCAGGCCAUGCCUUCCCAAAACAUAAACGAUGAAUCGGCUCCAACAUUUGAAAGUACGGGACCUGAAACUGCAGACAGUCAAAGACGAGCUAUGCCUUCUCAAAAUAUAAACGAUGUAUCACAACCCACAUUUGAGAGUACCGGUCGUGGAACUGAAUACAGUCAGAGGAAAUCCAUGCCUUCUCAAAACAUAAACGAUGAAUCAGCACCCACAUUUGAGAGUACCGGUCGUGGAACUGGGCACAGUCAGAGGCAACCCAUUGCUGAAUCAACUCAGAGACAAUCCACGCUUUCGAAAAACCUAAACAAUGAAUCGGAACCGACAUAUGAGAGUACCGGUCCUGAAACUGCGGACAGUCAAAGACAAUCUAUGCCUUCUGAAAACAUAAACGAUGAGUCAGCACCCACAUUUGAAAGUACCGGUCGUGGAACUGAAUACAGUCAGAGGAAAUCCAUAGCUUCAGAAAAAAAAAAACGCCAAAAUAUAAACGAUGAAUCUGCACCCACUUUUGAGAGUACCGUUCCUGGAACUGAGCACAGUCAGAGACAAUCCAUGGCUGCAGCAGUUCAGAAGAGAUCCAUGCCUUCUGAAAACAUGAACGCUGAAUCGGAACCAAUAUUUGAGAGUACCGGUCCUGAAAGUGCAAAAAGUCAAGGCCAAUCCACGUCUUCUGAAAACAUAAAUGAUGAAUCUGCACCCUCAUUUGAGAGUACUGGUCGUGGCGCUGAGCACAGUCAGAGGCAAUCCAUGCCGUCCCAAAAUAUAGACGAUGAAUCAGCACCCACAUUUGAGAUAACCGGUCCUGGAACCGAAUAUAGUCCGGGGCCAUCCAUGCCUUCUCAAAACAUUAACGAUGAAUCAGCACCCACAUUUGACAGUACCGGCCGUGGAACUGAAUACAGUCAGAGGCAACCCAUGAGUGAAUCAACUCAGAGGCAAUCCUCGCUUUCGAAAAACCUAAACGAUGAAUCUGCACCGACAUUUGAGAGUACUGGUCCUGAAACUGCAGACAGUCAAAGACGUUUGCCUUCUCACAACAUAAACGAUGAAUCGGAACCCACAUUUGAUAGUACGGGUCCUGUAACUGAAUACAGUCAGAGGCAAUCAAUGGGGCCAGCAGCUCAGACGAGAUCCAUGCCUUCUGAAAACAUAAACAAUGAAUCUGCACCCACAUUUGAGGGUACCGGUCCUGGAACUGAAUAUAGUCAGGGGAAAUCCAUGCCCUCAGCAAAUAUAUGGGAUGAAUCGGCACCUAAUUUCGAAAGUUCCAGUCCUGGAAGUGCACUCGGUCAGAGGAAAACCUUGCCUUCAAGUACUCAGAAACAAUCGAAGCCUUCAGACAAUACAUGCGCUGAAUCCUGUCCGAAUGUCAACUGUUCCGUUGUUGAACCUUCAACUAUUCAGUGGCAGGCCAUGCCUUCCCAAAACAUAAACGAUGAAUCGGCUCCAACAUUUGAGAGUACCGGUCCUGAAACUGCAGGCAGUCAAAGACAAGCUAUGCCUUCUCAAAACAUACACGAUGUAUCAGCACCCACAUUUGAGAGUACCGGCCGUGGAACUGAAUACAGUCAGAGGCAACCCAUGGCUGAAUCAACUCAGAGGCAAGCCACGCCUUCGCAAAACCUAAACGAUGAAUCGGAACCGACAUUUGAGAGUACUGGUCCUGAAACUGCAGACAGUCAAAGACAAGCUAUGCCUUCUCAAAACAUAAACGAUGAAUCAGCACCCACAUUUGAGAGUACCGGCCGUGGAACUGAAUACAGUCAGAGGCAACCCAUGGCUGAAUCAACUCAUAGGCAAGCCACGCCUUCGCAAAACCUAAACGAUGAAUCGGAACCAGCAUUUGAGAGUACCGGUCUUGAAACUGCAGGCAGUCAAAGACAAGCUAUGCCAUCUCAAAACAUAAACGAUGAAUCAGCACCCACAUUUGAGAGUACCGGCAGUACCGGAACUGAAUACAGUCAGAGGCAACCCAUGGCUGAAUCAACUCAGAGGCAAGCCACGCCUUCGCAAAACCUAAACGAUGAAUCGGAACCAGCAUUUGAGAGUACCGGUCCUGAAACUGCAGGCAGUCAAAGACAAGCUAUGCCUUCUCAAAACAUAAACGAUGAAUCAGCACCCACAUUUGAGAGUACCGGCAGUACCGGAACUGAAUACAGUCAGAGGCAACCCAUGGCUGAAUCAACUCAGAGGCAAGCCACGCCUUCGCAAAACCUAAACGAUGAAUCGGAACCGACAUUUGAGAGUACUGGUCCUGAAACUGCAGACAGUCAAAGACAAGCUAUGCCUUCUCAAAACAUAAACGAUGAAUCAGCACCCACAUUUGAGAGUACCGGCCGUGGAACUGAAUACAGUCAGAGGCAACCCAUGGCUGAAUCAACUCAGAGGCAAGCCACGCCUUCCCAAUACCUAAACGAUGAAUCGGAACCGACAUUUGAGAGUACUGGUCCUGAAACUGCAGACAGUCAAAGACAAGCUAUGCCUUCUCAAAACAUAAACGAUGAAUCAGCACCCACAUUUGAGAGUACCGGCCGUGGAACUGAAUACAGUCAGAGGCAACCCAUGGCUGAAUCAACUCAGAGGCAAGACAUGCCUUCGCAAAACUUAAACGAUGAAUCGGAACCGACAUUUGAGAGUACUGGUCCUGAAACUGCAGACAGUCAAAGACAAGCUAUGCCUUCUCAAAACAUAAACGAUGAAUCAGCACCCACAUUUGAGAGUACCGGCCGUGGAACUGAAUACAGUCAGAGGCAACCCAUGGCUGAAUCAACUCAGAGGCAAGCCACGCCUUCCCAAUACCUAAACGAUGAAUCGGAACCGACAUUUGAGAGUACUGGUCCUGAAACUGCAGACAGUCAAAGACAAGCUAUGCCUUCUCAAAACAUAAACGAUGAAUCAGCACCCACAUUUGAGAGUACCGGCCGUGGAACUGAAUACAGUCAGAGGCAACCCAUGGCUGAAUCAACUCAGAGGCAAGCCACGCCUUCGCAAAACCUAAACGAUGAAUCGAAACCAUUAUUUGACAGUACCGGUCGUGGGACUGCGUACACUCAAAGGCAAUCUUUACCUGCACAAACUCAGAGUAAAUCCAUGCCUUCAGCAAACAUAUGGGAUGAAUCGGAACCUACUUUCGAAAGUUCCAGUCCUGGAACUGCACUCAGACAGAGGCAAACCUUGUCUUCACAUACUCGGAGACAAUCGAUGCCUUUAGAAAAUAUAUGCGCUGAAACCUGUCCUAAUUUCAACUGUUCCGUUGUUGAACCUUCAACUAUUCCGUGGCAAGCCAUGCCUUCCCAAAACAUAAACGAUGAAUCAGCACCCACAUUUGAGAGUACGGGUCGUGGAACUGGAUACAGUCAGAGGCAAUCCAUGGGUCCAGCAGCUCAGACAAGAUCCAUGCCUUCUGAAAACAUAAACGAUGAAUCGGAACCCACAUUUGAUAGUACAGGUCGUGGAACUGAAUAUAGUCAGGGGAAAUCAAUGGGGCCAGCAGCUCAGACCAGAUCUAUGCCUUCUGUAAACAUAAACGAUGAAUCGGAGCCCACAUUUGACAGUACGGGUCGUGGAACUGCGUACAGUCAGAGGCAACCCAUGGCUGAAUCAACUCAGAGGCAAGCCACACCUUCGAAAAACCUAAACGAUGAAUCGGAACCGACAUUUGAGAGUACUGGUCCUGAAACUGCAGACAGUCAAAGACAAGCUAUGCCUUCUCAAAACAUAAACGAUGAAUCAGCACCCACAUUUGAGAGUAUCGGUGAGACGAAUGAGAAAAUAGAAAUGGACGACGAGUGGAUGUCAGAAUAUGAUGAAGUGGGAGGCGUCAAAAGAAGAAAGAUCUCCAGAGGACAACAGGUGUCGAUGCCAUCGCAAAAUAUCCCGGUUCCACGGUUCAUGCCCUCGGGUGGUGAAGUUUCCGGAGCAGCUAGAAGCACCGCGAGACCGGAGGGUACCAUGCCGUCGCGAAACCCUUUUGUGCUUCAGAUGACCAAUGAGUGUGUGGCGAAUGAAACUAUCCAACCUUUGCCGUAUGUGUCGGAACAGCCUCCGUUAGUCGCCUAUCAGCAAACCGAGCAGCGCGGUAGACCGGUGCCACAGCGUGUCUCAUAUGCGUCUUUUUCCACGGGACUUCUGGGUAAUGUAAAUACGCUAUCUCAUCCCUCCGAUACCGGAGGUAAUCAAUCGUGUAUGUGUGAUGGAAAGCGAGAGCAUUCACUGGGUCAGACCUGGACAGACAGGAUGGACCGCUCGACAACCAAUAAAAUAGAUGAUGUCAGUAUGAAAGCCUUCAACAACCUUUCUGUCACGCCGCACCACCUAUUGCAAAUGCCCAAGACGUGUUUGGAUAUAGCCACCGAGACGCCACUCCAGCGGAGAAGUCAGUCGCUAGAGUACACACCUUCGGAGAAUGACAGCGAAUCGGAUUUCCUUACAUGCAAAAGCUCUACUGACUUGCGACAGGAGGACAAAGGCGCUAUUCCCUGUGGUAUAUGCGAGAGAGUGUCCUCAGACCGCUACUUCCAGUCGAUGGAUGUUGGUCCCCAUGGCCAAGUGGUGCAAGGGGUAACCGUAACGACAUCAAUGUCCAUAAUUUCGGGGACGCGAUUAAAUCAGGACCAGAGAAUGCGUGCUGAGGUUGAAAUGCCGAACUCAAUGACGAACUAUGAUUCAAUUGAUCAGGUCAUGCAGUCAACCGGCCACAAAAGCACUGGAACAACAACACAGAACAGCUGUUCCAUGGAACAUCAAAAUCAGAACCAAAAGAUGAGUGCUGAGGAUGAAAUGCUACAGAGUGGACGCAAGAAUGGAUAUUCCAACCGAAGCAUCAACGGAUUCGACUCAAUGAUCAACUACGUUUCGUUCGAUCAGGUCAUGCAGUCAACCGGCCACCAGAGCGCCGGAACACCUACACAGAACAAUUGUUCAAUGGAACAGCAAAACUAUCAGCCGAAUCAGCCCUGUCCUGGUUGUCCCACUGGAGCUUCCCACGCCAUGCAGAUCCAGAGAGCAUGGGAACAGGGUUUUACCAUUUGUGGAAGCAGGCUUGUCACAUCACCCAUCACCAUCACCAAUUACCAUAGCACUGGAACAACAACGCAAAACGACCAUUCCCUGAAGAAAAGAGACUUUAACCCCACUGGAUUUGCAGCCGAAUGCGACCAAACCAGCUAUAACUCCGUGCAGGCGUGCACCUGCCUGCAGUCUCAAGGCGGGGGUUCGGCCUUUCCCGUCGAACUCCCUUUCGGUUGUUCGCCGGAUUCGGAGUCCGAGUUCGAUUCGGAGACGGAAUGCAAUGCCGACGGCUUCACCGCCAGAUCGUCUAGUCCAGAUGAAGUAGAAGCCGGACCCCAUUACGACGACUAUAAAGACGUAGAGGAGUGCAAUGAUGACGACAACGAUGACAGAUCGCCCGGAGCCUACCUAAACCCUUCAAAAGCCGUACUGAACUCUGGUGCCAACAACUGCAACUGUCCACUGAAGUCAGAGGAUGACUCCAACGCCAGACCGUACCGUCCCCUUAGAGGAUCGCCUGGACCCUUCUUCUACGCAGUUCAGGACACUGGAAUGUGGGGGAUUACCAGCGCUUUUCUGCCGGAACCAGCGAUCGCCAUAUCGCCAUGUCUCAAUGGACCCUGUUCGUUAGAUUCGGAGCGCACUGAUGACUACCAGUCUGCCCGAUCGUCCAUUUCCAAUGAAGAAGAUCGUGGACCCUAUCGGCCGCCCUGCUGGGUAUAUCCCUCACCGAUUCGGAUGCUUUUUGAUGGAUUGGUUCGACUUGGGGAAUCUCUUUAAACAAUAAAUUUUCUACAAUAAGUUGUAGACACGACCUGUUAACUUA
Messenger RNA from Drosophila pseudoobscura, 9735 nucleotides. Its product is annotated as microtubule-associated protein futsch. The record is from RefSeq and is a predicted model, not a curated record. NCBI's taxonomy places the organism in Eukaryota, Metazoa, Arthropoda, Insecta, Diptera, Drosophilidae. The transcript has 6 exons. The coding region runs from base 129 to 9689 and encodes 3186 amino acids.